CAGGUUGAAAACUGCAAUGCAAACCUGGAUAGUGCACCCAAGACGCAUCAGCGAUUCCGGCUCUGCAAUAAGCACAUCAAAGCUCCCGUUAUAUUGGUCGACGGCAUCGCGCAACGCUUCUGCCAACAAUGCUCCAGGUUCCAUCCACUUGCAGAUUUUGACGGAUUAAACAGG
Messenger RNA from Volvox carteri f. nagariensis, 174 nucleotides. RefSeq lists its product as uncharacterized. The record is from RefSeq and is a predicted model, not a curated record. The annotation marks the transcript as partial. Gene Ontology annotation, cellular component: nucleus. Gene Ontology annotation, molecular function: DNA binding. The transcript has a single exon. Lineage: Eukaryota; Viridiplantae; Chlorophyta; Chlorophyceae; Chlamydomonadales; Volvocaceae.